This is a messenger RNA of Stylonychia lemnae, 348 nucleotides long. The record is from the annotation of a GenBank genome assembly. NCBI's taxonomy places the organism in Eukaryota, Ciliophora, Spirotrichea, Sporadotrichida, Oxytrichidae.
AUGCUCAAAGUACUAGUACAAGACUCCUAUUGUGUGUGUGUGAUUCAAUACCAACCUGGCAUUUUUACUUGUAAAUUGGAGAUCAUGAUUGCUGAUCAUUUAAUCUUUAAGCAAAACUCUUUCUUAUUCAUUGAUGACGCAGUAAUUGAAAAUUCUUAUUUGCUGAUUGCUGAAGUAGUAUUUAAAGUAACUACAGUAUAAGAGAGAGCUAUCCCCAUCUAAAUGCUUGGCAAGUUAGAUCUAGUACUAGUAAAUACGGGAGAUACUGAUCACAAUAGAGCCUUCGUAAAUAAGGGCUAAUAGAUGCAAACACUUUUCAUUACCCUUUUAUUAUUCUAAAGAAAAUGA